Pseudophryne corroboree (corroboree frog) is the source of this 3700-nucleotide messenger RNA. RefSeq names its product SEC23 interacting protein (gene SEC23IP). The transcript is spliced from 15 exons. The coding region runs from base 95 to 1888 and encodes 597 amino acids. NCBI's taxonomy places the organism in Eukaryota, Metazoa, Chordata, Amphibia, Anura, Myobatrachidae. Gene Ontology annotation, molecular function: metal ion binding; glycerophospholipase activity; protein binding. The record is from RefSeq and is a predicted model, not a curated record. Gene Ontology annotation, cellular component: COPII-coated ER to Golgi transport vesicle; cytoplasm.
ACGUGUCCUUUAUUUCCAGGCAGAGUAUAAGAAGGCCAUAACCAGUAACCAGUGGCAUCGCAAGCUGGAGUUCCCUGGCGGAGAGACCAUCGUCAUGCACAACCCCAAGGUUAUCGUCCAGUUCCAGCAAAGCGCGGUUCCUGAUGAGUGGGGGACCGCACAUGACGGCCAGUCCCGUCCGCGAGUCGUGAAGAGGGGCAUAGAUGAUCACGAUGAACUUCCAGAUGGGGAGGUGCCUCAGGCCGACCAUCUGGUGUUUAUGGUGCAUGGAAUCGGCCCGGUGUAUGAUCUGCGCUUCCGGAGCCUGGUGGAAUGCGUGGAUGACUUCAGGACGGUGUCUCUAAAACUGCUGCAAACUCAUUUUAAGAAGUCCCUGGAAGAGGGUAAAGUGCAUCGUGUGGAGUUCCUGCCCGUCUGCUGGCACAGUGCCCUCCAUGGAGAUGCCACCGGUGUUGAUAGACAUAUCAAGAAGAUCACAUUACCCAGUAUUGGUCGCCUUCGUCAUUUCACCAAUGAGACCCUGCUGGACAUCCUGUUCUACAACAGCCCCACCUACUGUCAGACCAUUGUGGACAAGGUCAUUAUAGAGGUCAAUCGGCUGUAUGACCUCUUUAUGAGGAGAAACCCUGAUUUUAAAGGAAGCGUCUCUGUGGCCGGUCACAGCCUAGGCUCUUUGAUUCUGUUUGAUGUACUGUCCAACCAGUCGGAUAUGAUGGCUCCUCCCCCUGCGCUGGCCGAUCCGCCUGAUGUUAAUGCUCUGCUUAAACCGAAAGCUGUGGAGGAAAGGCAGGACAAGGCUCCCUCCUCACACGAGUCCAUUGAGUCUGAGCCCAUACAGGAAGAGCUGCCUGGCCUGCAGGAGGCGCUGGAGACCCUCGGCCUGGCGGAGUACACCAGUGUGUUUGAGAAAGAGAAGAUUGAUGUGGAGUCUCUGCUCAUGUGUACUAUCGAUGAUUUGAAAGAGAUGGGAAUUCCUUUGGGGCCUAGAAAGAAGAUUGCCAAAUAUGUGGAAGAGCUUGCUGCUAUACAGGCGGCGAGAAAAGCUGCAGCAAGCCAGAGAGCUCUUCAGAUCAAACAGGAGGAAACCGGACCCGUCUGUGAUAAUGGGGGGCUGGUGCCCCCAAAACAGAAGCUGCCGACAGGGACCUCGGUCUCCAACGUUCAUGUGGACUAUGAGCAUUUUGAAACGGGUACUGGACAGGUCUCGGUGCGCCAUGACUCCUUGGAUUUUAAACCAGUGAACUUCUUUGCCCUGGGUUCUCCUAUCGGAAUGUUCCUCACUGUGCGAGGCUGGAAUCAGAUUGAUGAGAGCUACAGACUACCGACCUGCAAAGGGUUCUUCAAUAUUUAUCACCCGCUGGAUCCUGUGGCCUACAGACUGGAACCGAUGAUAAUCCCAGAUCUGGAUCUGAAGCCCGUCCUUAUCCCCCACCACAAGGGCAGAAAGCGGCUACACCUUGAGCUGAAGGAAAGCCUGAGCCGCAUGGGGUCAGACCUGAAGCACGGCUUCAUCACUUCGCUCCGCUCGGCGUGGCAGACCCUCAAUGACUUUGCCCGCGCGCACACGUCGUCAUCUCAGCUUCAGGCGGAGUUGGAGAAAGUUGCGGAUCAGAUUAAGGAGGAAGAGGCUAAAGAGCAGGUGGAAGCUGAGAAGUUGGAGAGUACGGACUCCUGGCGGGAGGAGGAACUCGCUGUGAAGAUUGGGAUGUUGAACGGUGGUCGCAGAAUAGACUACGUCCUUCAAGAGAAGCCCAUCGAGAGCUUCAAUGAGUACCUGUUUGCUCUGCAGAGCCACCUGUGUUACUGGGAAUCUGAGGACACCGCGCUGCUAAUAUUGAAAGAGAUCUACAAGUCUAUAAAUAUGAUUCCAGAUCAGCAAUUACAGUAGCAGCCGGGGUCACCCCAGGUGCUGAUCCCGGGAGGACUGAGGACAUGAAGCAGAAGUGUGAAGAACUUUCGUGGACAAGACAGAACGCUUUUUUAUUUUAAAUUAAUAAACAUUGCUCAGUCUAGGCAGAACUAUUGCAGAGUUUUAUCGGCCACUUUCGUGCGCUCUCUUAGCGUGCCACAGGUAACCUGUACGGAGACUGGCUUCCCUUUACAGCACCAUCGUUUUACCCACAAUAAAGGGUUAAUCUUAUUCUCCCUCCGGGAUGUAAUGAGUUCCGUCAUUGCAGUAUACAGUAUAUUAUAUACUUAGUGUGCGUGUUUUAUAGAAGACGCACAGAUGACUCUUUGCUUUUGAAGGCGCGAACUCAAGAUCUCAGGGCUUCAUGCACAUCACUGCAGGGGAUCGUUACGCCCGGCUACAGCUGCGCAGAUCAUUCAAUAUAUAGUUUUAUUAUAGGUUGAAUUUUUUACAGUUAUGCAGAAGACAUCCCAGAUACAUACCUGUGUGAUCUACCUGUAGCCUACUUACCGCCUGUUAUUGCGUCCAAUACCAUACAUCGCGUGGUCUCGCUGGUCACCGCAUACCUCCGAGAUCUCACUGGCUCGUUAUAUAAUGAUUACUGGCUCGUUCAGUGGUGAAAUCUGUUCCGGGAUUGCGGAAUCUUCGUGAUUCUAAAGUGUCAAUUAGUUAGAAAGCUGCUUUAAAUAUCACGCCGGUUCCGCAAUCUCGGAAUUUAUUAAUAACCCCAGAAGAAAUCUGACCUCAAAAUUGUUCCUAAUACGCAUAAAUAUACAUUAACCCUGUUUUUAGUUGCACCCCUCCGUGUAGCCUGUGAGUUCAUGUGCGGCCAAUGGGGGUCAUUCCGAGUUGAUCGCACGCUGCCGAUUUUCGCUGCACUACGAUCAGGUCUCUACUGCGCAUGCACCACAAUGCGCACUCGGGUCAUACGGAUACAAUGCGAAUCGUUGCUGAGCGAUGGAUUUAAUGAAGAAUCCAUACGCACAGCCGAUCGCAAGAAGAUUGACAGGAAGAUGGCGUUUGUGGGUGGUAACUGACCGUUUUCUGGGAGUGGUAGGGAAAACGCAGGCGUGGCCGGGCGUUUGGAGGGCUGGUGUGUGACGUCAAUUCCUGCACCAAAAAGACUGAAGUGAUUGCAAGGGCUGAGUAAGUUCAGACCUACUCUGAAACUGCACAAAAUGUUUUUGCGAGCUCGGCUGCACAGGCGUUUGCACACUUGCAAAGUGAAAAUACACUCCCCCGUGGGCCGCGACUAUGUGUUUGCACGGUUGCUAAAAACAGCUAGCGAGAGAUCAACUCGGAAUGACCCCCCCCCCCCAUGUCUGCUCGGUUCUCGCGUUCCUGUCUUAUUGUCCUGACCACGCAGCGGAAAUCCUCAUAUAUCCUUCACUUAGUAUUUACUACAGACAAUUGCAAAGGACGAUAGGGUUAGGGGCAGAUGAUCCCCACAGAGUGACCUUUUAUAUAGUACUCACCAAUACCAGGCUAUAGUGAUCCAUUCAUGAGAAUUGGAAACCGUGCUGGAUAUUUAAAUACAUUUAUAAAACAAAGAUUUUUCUCAUUUAACUUUUUACUAUAGAAUUAAAUUAUUUUAUCAUUUUUGGGGUAUGUGAUGUAAGUGUAGGCGACUCACACCAGACCCCUGCCAUACGCCUUGUCGCACCCUGGACAAAUUUAGGGAUAAGCGGUUUUAAUAUUUUUUUUUUUUUGUCAAAUUCACAAAUGAGUGAAAUUGCUGAAUUAUCUUACUGUGAAUUUCUGAUUUAAAAGAUAAAUAAAGUUUUGAUUUUA